GCUUGAAAGAUGUACAUCUGCUCAAUGAGAUUGAAUGCUGGUGGCCCAUCACAGGCAACAUUAACCUUUUCGGGUGAGAAUUUAUUAUUUAUUAUUCACAGCUUAUACCGAUGAAAUAUUUUACCUUCACCACAAGAAUGCGUGGGGAGGGUACUUUUACAAUCUGUCACUUAGAAACUGUAAUCAAAUCUACUUUAAGUGAAAACCUUGCGUUUCUUUUAAAGUGUAAACAUUGGAUAAUGAAGUCUUUGGCACUCAAUGUGAAUAAGGUAAAAGCACUUCUGUACAUUCUAUUUCUCGAAAAUAGGGUCACGACGUUGUUCAAUGUACGUGACAUUGAACUGCUGAACUGCCUGAGAUACUAUCGAUUGAAGCAAGAAGAACUUAAAAGCUGUCAGAAAAGCCAACAAUUGAUAUUCAUGAUCAGAUUUCUUCAAAAGAUACUAAGCUAUUGUUUGGCCAAAAAACUCGCAAAUGCAGUAUUCAUCAAUUGAAUGGUCAAACGGAUACGGAAGUGCAAG
Messenger RNA from Octopus sinensis (East Asian common octopus), 521 nucleotides. RefSeq lists its product as uncharacterized. Lineage: Eukaryota; Metazoa; Mollusca; Cephalopoda; Octopoda; Octopodidae. The record is from RefSeq and is a predicted model, not a curated record. Bases 111 to 494 code for a protein of 127 amino acids. The transcript is spliced from 3 exons.